Messenger RNA from Camellia sinensis, 2995 nucleotides. RefSeq names its product histone-lysine N-methyltransferase family member SUVH2. Lineage: Eukaryota; Viridiplantae; Streptophyta; Magnoliopsida; Ericales; Theaceae. Gene Ontology annotation, cellular component: nucleus. The record is from RefSeq and is a predicted model, not a curated record. Gene Ontology annotation, molecular function: double-stranded DNA binding; protein binding; zinc ion binding.
ACAACACAUUCCUCACCUGUCUUCUCUCUCCCUCUCCCUCUCCCUCUCCCUCUCCCUCUCUCUGAGAUCACCAAAAUCUCCAUGAACACACUUUCAACUCUCUCUCUGCAAGCACCUAAAAACCCUUCUCUCACUCUUCAACAAACACCACCCCAUAUCUCUCCUCUCUUUAUCUCUCCAGAACUAUAAUUUUCUCUCUCUAGAAAAAAAAAGGAACAAGAAAUGGGUUCUCUCAUCCCAUGUCUUGACCUCAACCUCAUCCCUGACCCCCCCACCACCACCAUCACCACCGCAACCAUCAUCCCAAAAUUGGAGCCCAAACUCGAACCCUUGGACGAACCUCUUCAAAACCAUUUCCAACAACCCUACUUUUCAACCCCAAACCCUAGUUUUCCUUUCAAUUCUCAUCCCGAUACGGCAUUUCCUGAACUGAACACAAACUCCGAUGGCUCGAUUCAUGACCCUACCGAAUCGUCCGAAGAGAACUACGUGUACUCGGAGUACAAUCGCAUUUCGGAGCUUUUCCGUACUGCUUUCGGUAAGAAGCGAAUGCAGAGUUUCGACGACGCUGACGUGUCGGAUCCCGAUUCGCGCGCGAUUGUUCUUGUACCGGAGGAAAACCAGGUCUCCGCCGUGGUUGUUCCGCCGCGGCGGCGCUAUUUUCAGCGGUCGUCGGAACUGGUUAGGGUUACGGAUUUGAGAAUUGAGGACCAGAGGUACUUUCGGGACCUUGUGAGGAAGACGAGAAUGCUGUAUGAUUCGCUUAGGGUUUUUGCCAUGGCGGAGGAGGAGAAGAGGCGGGCUUUAGGGCUUGGGAGGCGGUCGAAUCGGGGCGAUUUGAAGUCUGCGUCGGUGAUGAGGGAUCGGGGAUUGUGGAUGAAUCGUGACAAGAGAAUUGUGGGUCCGAUCCCUGGUGUUUACAUUGGUGAUUUGUUCUUUUUUAGAAUGGAAUUGUGUGUAAUUGGACUCCAUGGCCAAGCUCAAGCCGGGAUUGAUUACCUUCCGGCGAGUCAGAGCUCGAAUCACGAGCCAAUUGCGACGAGUAUAAUUGUCUCCGGUGGGUAUGAAGACGAUGAAGAUGGGGGUGAAGAGAUAAUUUACACUGGUCAAGGUGGGCAAGACAAGAAUUCGAAGCAAUGUGUUCAUCAGAAGUUGGAAGGCGGAAAUCUUGCUUUGGAGCGGAGUAUGCAUUACGGGAUUGAAGUCAGAGUGAUUCGAGGCCGGAAAUAUGAAGGUAGCGCCAGUGGUAAGGUUUAUGUUUAUGAUGGGUUAUAUACAAUUCGUGAAACAUGGUUUGAUGUGGGUAGGUCUGGUUUUGGAGUUUAUAAAUACAGACUCACUAGAAUUGAAAAUCAACCCGAGAUGGGUAGUACUGUUUUGAGGUUCGCUGAGAAUCUUAGGACUAGACCUUUAUCGGUCAGACCAAUGGGUAAUAUUAGUUUUGAUAUCUCCAUGAACAAGGAAAAUGUCCCGGUUUUUUUAUACAAUGAUAUAGAUAAUGAUCAUGUACCAUUGUAUUAUGAGUAUAUCGUGACGAGUAUAUUCCCUCCUUAUGCAUAUCAUGGGGGAAAUGGUAAUGGCUGUGACUGUAUUUCGGGUUGUAUGGAUGAUUGUCAAUGUGCUAUGAAAAAUGGCGGUGAGUUUGCUUAUGAUCAAAAUGGACUUCUUGUGAGAGGCAAACCAGUGAUAUUUGAAUGUGGACCAAAUUGUCGUUGCCCACCGAGUUGCAGAAAUCGUGUGAGCCAAAAGGGAGUGAGGAAUAGAUUUGAAGUGUUUAGGUCAAGAGAAACUGGUUGGGGAGUUAGGUCUCUAGACUUGAUUCAAGCUGGUGCUUUUAUUUGCGAGUUUGCUGGACUUGUUCUGACUAGGGAGCAGGCUCAAAUUUUUACAAUGAAUGGAGAUAGUUUGGUGUAUCCGAAUCGGUUUGCUGAGCGAUGGAAAGAAUGGGGGGAUUUAUCACAGAUAUUUACUGAUUAUGUGCGUCCAACGUAUCCAUCAAUUCCUCCAUUAGAUUUUGCGAUGGAUGUAUCGAGAAUGAGGAAUGUUUCUUGUUACAUUAGCCACAGUUCGAGUCCUAAUGUUCUGGUGCAGUUUGUGCUAUAUGAUCACAAUAAUAUACUGUUCCCACACCUUAUGCUAUUUGCGAUGGAGACCAUCCCUCCUUUGAGAGAGCUCAGUCUUGAUUAUGGGGUGGCUGAUGAAUGGACGGGGAAGCUUCGUAUUUGUAAUUAGCUAAGGCUUUGAAGAGUUGGUGCUUUUCUGAUUGUGAUGCAAUUCAGUGCUUUGGGAUGUGAUACAUUGAGAUUGGAAUGGACAAUCCUUUGCCGUCAGCUUUUGCGACUCAGUUUCUCUUUGUUCCUUGGCACAGAAUGCAGCAAUUUUUGACAUAUUGCAUCAGAUUAUCAUGAAGCUUUUACUCUUCUUCUCCCAUGCUGCUGCCAUGUUACCUCACUACUUACUGGUCUUCGAUUCCCAACACCACAAAUUAUUACCUGAUGUUGAAGGGGAUAAACAAAUUGAUUGGAACUGAAAGACCUUACUCAGGUAAGUGAUUCUUCCGCAGAUGUUUCUAUUAAGAUGCUUCAGGACAUUUCUUCGCCAACAAAUCUCACCACCUGCGUGUGAGGUUUUUGAACUUGUAUGCAUGACUGUACAAACUCUUGUACUUUGUAGCUUGUAUAUAUAUGAAAAUCCAUCCAAGUUUUGAUUUAGUUUGUACAGGAAUUGUAUCGCCAAUGCAUUUGCAAAUGAAGGAAUGCAAUCCAGUUCUUUUAAUGCUUUCUUUUCAUGUUUUAGUUGAAUAAACUGAGGUGGCAGAGAAUUAUAAUUGAUCUGGAGGCAGACAAACUGUGUGUUUUUUGUUUUUUGUUUUUGUUAUUAUGUAAUUAGAAAUCAACUCCAGAGGCAGACAAAUUCUGUGUUUUUUUGUUUUGUUUUUUUAAAGUUAUGUAAUAAGUAGUCAAUUCCGAAGGAGGAUGAACAGGGAUUCUCAGUA